AUGACUUCGUCACAUAUUGGUAGACAAAUCGACUCCUGUUGGGGAAAAACAUUUGGAAGAGAGGCAGCGUCAGGCGGCGCGACAGCAUUUAGAAAAGCUGUAGUGUCAGCUGUUGAGGAGUAUAAUGACGAGAUUCGCGAGGACUUGGCUACACUUAUGAAGCACCACAAGACGACAACAGACCAGUAUUACUUGCUUAGAAGACAAGCGAAAUCUGCCAUAAACGCAUCAAGACAAGUGACCCAAAUCAUGCAUACUUCGCAGCAAUCAUCCAGGCAUAAGUGGAGUGAUGAUGAGGAGCAAGUUUUGAAAAAACUAUUUUCCAAACAAAUUAAUAACUGUUCGAUUUCCAUACAUGAGGUGAAAGAAAUUUCACAGAAAUAUCCACUGCUCUCCGAUAUGCCUUUAAUGGUUAUUCGUAACAAGGUCCGGUCCUUUUUCAAGACUCAAGAGGACACUGCUGUUUUGCCAAAAGAAUUGGAGACUUCGGAUCAACGUUGCGAAAGGCUUGGGUUAUCAGUCGAUAAGACAAGGAGUGGAAAAAACAACAAAAUGUCAUGGAGUACACACGAUUGA
Paramuricea clavata is the source of this 576-nucleotide messenger RNA. NCBI's taxonomy places the organism in Eukaryota, Metazoa, Cnidaria, Anthozoa, Malacalcyonacea, Plexauridae. The record is from the annotation of a GenBank genome assembly.